AUGUUCUCGCUACGGAAAGUGUGUCUGUCGGCCCUCGUGGCCCUGAGCGCCGUCACCUCGGUAUCGGCCCAGUCCCCGGCCGGGUCGUGGGAAAUAAAACCGGGCCCCGUCACCUAUGACCCGGAACUGGGUGCCGCCUUCACCGUCAGCAAGGCGCUCGAUUCGCCCACGCUGCGAACCAAGUUCUACUUCUUCUUCGGCCGCGUCGAGAUGAUGCUCAAGGUCGCGAGCGGCCAGGGUAUCAUUAGCUCCAUGAUGUGGCUGAGCGACAACCUCGACGAGGUCGAUUGGGAAUUCUUCGGCACCAACGGUACCUACGCCGCCACCAACUAUUUCGGCAAGGGCGAAGAGGACUUCACCAAUGGCGGUUACCAUGAGGUGCCCUUUGACGUGCGUGAUGACUACCACAACUACACCACCGAGUGGACUCGCGACCGUCUCGACUGGUACAUCGAUGGAAGGCUCGUCCGGACCCUCUUGCCCAAGGACGCCAACAACACCCGCAACUAUCCUCAGACUCCCAUGAGACUCAGCUUGGGUAUCUGGGCAGGUGGCGACUCAAGCAUGCCCCAGGGCGUGCGUGAGUGGGCUGGUGGUGACACCGAUUAUAGCAAGGGCCCCUACACCAUGUGGGUUAAGAGUGUCAAAGUGACGGAUUACACGCCGGACUCGAAGCAGUACAUCUUUGGCGACCGUUCAGGUUCCAUGGAUAGCAUCCAAAUCGUCGAUGGCAACUCGACCGUGAGGGAACUCCUGUUCAAAGAGCCUGAAAAGACCGUGGCUGAAAAGUGGGAGGAGCUCCCCCAAACCGCCAAGACAGCCGUUUACGCUAGCGGCGCUGGUGUGGGUGCCGUCGUGUUUGCCUUUGGCCUCUGGUUCUGCAUCAAGCAACGCCGUCGGGGCGCCGCUGAGGCAGCUGCCGCCGAAGCCGCCGCCGCGCAGGAACGUCUCGAGAUGCAGAACUUCAAGGCCCGCGGUGUUAACCCCGACAGCUUUUCUGGUGGCGCGAGCGACUGGACCGUGGCCGAGGUGCACGACGGCGGCGUGGUGCAGGAAAAGAAGGGCGGUUUUAGCGUCGAGGAGCGAGCCAUCCCAUCCCCGCAGCGCCGUCACCUACAGCGCGGCCAGCAAUUUGACGACAACUGGAACGGUCGCGCCGGCCCCUAUCGCCCCCGCUCCCGUCCCCGGCCGGCGGCAUGCAUGCCAUGCCUCUGCUCCACGAUGGAUCCCGAAGCCCUGCACUGGCCAGCCCCAGAGCCUUUAGCCCUGCGCCUCAGCGAGCUUUCAGCCCCGGCCCUGCGCACGCAGCGCGACGACCCCAACGCGUACUCGGGAGGCUACAGCGGUGGCGGAGUUGGAUACGGCGAGUUUGACGGCCCCAGGGCCCAGAGCCCAGCACAUGUGAUGCCCCCUCCCAGGAGCGGGAGCGCAGCCCCUACAUAUGGCGGAGCAUACGGAGCGCCUCAAAGUCCCGUCUAUGGGCAGCAGCAACAACAACAACAGGGAGGCGGCUACUGGAAUAACAAUGGUCCCGGCGCGUACAGGUGA
This is a messenger RNA of Parascedosporium putredinis, 1548 nucleotides long. The record is from the annotation of a GenBank genome assembly. NCBI's taxonomy places the organism in Eukaryota, Fungi, Ascomycota, Sordariomycetes, Microascales, Microascaceae.